Messenger RNA from Theobroma umbraticum, 1877 nucleotides. RefSeq names its product carotenoid cleavage dioxygenase 8 (gene CCD8). NCBI's taxonomy places the organism in Eukaryota, Viridiplantae, Streptophyta, Magnoliopsida, Malvales, Malvaceae. Gene Ontology annotation, molecular function: carotenoid dioxygenase activity. Gene Ontology annotation, cellular component: chloroplast. Gene Ontology annotation, biological process: carotene catabolic process. The record is from RefSeq and is a predicted model, not a curated record.
AUGGAUUCCCUAUCAUUUUCAGGUAUCUGCAGGUACCGUGUAUCACCCUCAACUAGGUUGGGUUUCGAUCAAUCCAAUCAUAUAAACGAUGGGUUUUCCUUGGGGAACAAGGCUAGUUUUGAUAGGAAACAGGACAGACAAGGCUUAGCAAUAACCCGUGUCGCGAGUCCAUUGAAGCGGGCGAUUGUUCCAUCCCUGGAGAAAGAAACCGUCCCUGACCAGAAUCACGUUGCAUGGACGAGUGUCAGACAAGAACGAUGGGAAGGGGAGCUGGUUGUACAAGGAGAAAUACCGUUAUGGCUGAAAGGUACGUACCUCAGAAACGGCCCAGGGAUAUGGCACAUAGAAGACUACAACUUCCGUCACCUCUUUGACGGCUACGCCACGCUAGUCAAGCUCCACUUCGAGAACGGCAGGUUAAUCGCCGGUCACCGCCAAAUCGAAUCCGAAGCCUAUAAGGCUGCAAGGAAAAACAAAAAGAUUUGCUUCCGAGAAUUCUCAGAAGUUCCUAAACAUGAAAACUUCAUGGCUUAUGUUGGGGACCUCGCAAAGCUCUUCUCCGGCGCUUCUUUAACGGAUAACGCCAACACGGGCGUUGUCAAGCUUGGAGAUGGACGUGUAGUUUGCUUGACAGAAACCCAAAAAGGGUCAUUAGUUAUUGACCCGAACAGCUUGGAAACACUUGGGAGGUUUGAAUAUAGUGACAGCCUGGGGGGUUUGAUACACUCGGCUCAUCCGAUAGUGACAGACUCAGAAUUCUUGACCCUGUUACCUGAUUUGCUGAACCCUGGAUACUUGGUGGUGAGAAUGGAGCCAGGGACGAACGAAAGGAAGGUGAUCGGAAGGGUCAACUGCAGGGGCGGUCCAGCACCAGGGUGGGUCCAUUCAUUUCCAGUGACUGAGCAUUAUGUUAUCGUGCCUGAAAUGCCAUUGAGGUACAGUGCGCAAAAUCUACUCAAAGCUCAACCGACUCCAUUGUACAAAUUCAAGUGGCAUCCUGAAUCUAAAGCCUUUCUCCAUGUUAUGUGUAAAGCUAGUGGAAAAAUCGUGACGAGUGUUGAAGUGCCAUUAUUCGUGACAUUUCAUUUCAUCAAUGCGUACGAAGAGGAAGAUGAAGAUGGUAGGGUGACUGCUAUUAUCGCUGAUUGUUGCGAACAUAAUGCCGACGCUGCCAUUCUAGAUCAGCUUAGGCUUCAAAAUCUCCGCUCUUUCAACGGCCAGGACAUGCUACCAGAUGCAAGGGUCGGAAGAUUCACGAUUCCAUUGGAUGGGAGUCCAUUCGGGAAGCUGGAGUCAGCGUUGGACCCAGAUGAACAUGGGAGAGGCAUGGACAUGUGCAGCAUCAACCCUGCCAAUUUGGGCAAAAAAUACAGAUACGCUUAUGCUUGUGGAGCCCAACGCCCAUGUCACUUCCCCAAUACCCUCACCAAGCUUAAUUUUGCAAAGAAAAAGGCAAAGAAUUGGCAUGAUGAGGGGGCUGUGCCAUCCGAACCAUUCUUUGUGGCUAGGCCAGGGGCGACAGAGGAAGAUGAUGGUGUUGUAAUCUCCCUAAUUAGUGAGAAAAAUGGAAGUGGCUAUGCUUUAUUGUUGGAUGGAUCAACAUUCGAAGAAAUUGCAAGAGCAAAGCUCCCUUAUGGUCUACCAUAUGGGCUGCAUGGCUGUUGGGUCCCCAAGAAAUGAAAUCAGUAGAGAACCUUCUUUACAAACCAGAAGCUACCCAGUGCAUUAUGGUCCAUACAUCACGGACAGGCCCAAAACUGGAGACAGCCUUGUCAUGUGAUAAAAUUAUGCAUUUUGAUGUCAUUACUGUGAGGUGUACGUAUAGAUAGGGAGUAAUUCCCAGAAAGAACAAUAAGAAAAGAAAAGGAAUAUAUAGU